This is a messenger RNA of Magallana angulata, 1480 nucleotides long. RefSeq lists its product as uncharacterized. Lineage: Eukaryota; Metazoa; Mollusca; Bivalvia; Ostreida; Ostreidae. The transcript has 3 exons. The record is from RefSeq and is a predicted model, not a curated record. The coding region runs from base 614 to 1132 and encodes 172 amino acids.
CAAAAAACGGUACUUUUAAAUUCAACAGUACUAACGUAGAAUUAGUUCGUCUCAUAUACUAGUAUAAUACGACAAUUGAAUUACAUACUUGUAUUUUUCAUGAAUACAGGUCGUCUGGUAAGUAAUCUACAUGUUUAUUUGUAUACAUAACGGCAUUUAAACGAAUAAAUCUUCAGAUGGCUCAGGUAACUUUAAUUUACAUUAUCAUUCUAAAAAUCAAUUUAAUUAAGGGUUGAUAGUAACGUACUAUAAAAGCUUCAAACGGCACUGAUGUGUACUCGUGCUCGUAUUUAAAGGUCCCCCCAAAAGCUGAGCAGGUUAAACAUUUGUUGGUGCAUUGUUUUCCCCACACAACAAGUGCGCGUUUUACGAGACCAGAGCCCGUCACUGCAAGGAUUUUCUCACGUUGGUUCCCUUGUAUUAAUUUUUCACGACUUAUCAAUACCUCCGAUUGACAGAUCGCUAUUGAUUUUUCUACACAAAAAACAUCAAUCAAAACAGAGAUUACAUAGAGAACCGCCGAACCCCGAGCCGAUAAGCCGGGGGUGAUAGCACUCUGGUCGACGCUCCGACAUCUGUGAGCCAAGCUUCAUCGUGUUAUUAGCGGGGGAAUAUGUCACCGGAGUAUCGACAAUAUUUGACGUCAGCAUUACGUGAGCGUUGGCUCCACUCGGCCCCCCGGCCUGACAUGGGAAAGACGGUCUCACCCCACCGCCUACCUCUCCACAUCAUACGGAGAAACCUCCAGAACAGGGACACGUGUAGUGCGCAUGCGUCCUUACGGAAUUGGAUGAGUGAGGAGGAACAAGAGAAAAAGCAUAAAUGGAGGAAAGAUUUCGAACACAAGUGGAAAAACGAGAUUGUUAAAAGAAACGCCGUGUACCAGGACCGCCUGCCGUACUGCCGCCGUGUUCAUGUCCCGCCGGCCCCCGUCCGUCAACUGUCCGCCAGCUCUAACGUGGAUACCCAGCCCUUCUUCUACACCAGUCACUCCCCCCGGCCACGCUCCUUGAAGGAGAGGGAGAGGGUCAGCCGACACUUCAUCAACCCCGAGUGGAGGUCCGAGGACAUCUCCUGGGUCCGCUUCGAUCAGCCCAACACCCGGAACAUCGACAGACUCAGCCUGUUCUGAACUUGUUGCUGUAAUUGCGAACUAUUUAUUUAAAUUGUUUACCAUUAAUUCAACUAUGAACUGAUUUAUUUUAAUUGUGAACUAUAUUAAUUUUCAUUCUGAAUUGAUUUCGUUCAGCUGUGAACUAUUUAUUUUGUGAACUGUUUUAUUUUUGGACAGCUUGUGCCAAGAUACUAUAGUGAUGUCCAUUUAUUUUAAACAAUAUUUUAUUAUCAAAGUAACACAAAGGAUUGCACAACCUAUAUAAUUCCUCUCCACAAUUCAAAGUCAGACAUGCUUAAGUUACUUUCAUUGAUAUUGAUGUCAUGUGUCAACAGAACGGGGAUCGAAUAAAAUCCGUUCUAGAAA